Pseudovirgaria hyperparasitica is the source of this 2601-nucleotide messenger RNA. RefSeq lists its product as uncharacterized. Bases 1 to 2601 code for a protein of 866 amino acids. The record is from RefSeq and is a predicted model, not a curated record. Gene Ontology annotation, molecular function: DNA-binding transcription factor activity, RNA polymerase II-specific; zinc ion binding; DNA binding. The transcript has 4 exons. Gene Ontology annotation, biological process: DNA-templated transcription; regulation of DNA-templated transcription. Lineage: Eukaryota; Fungi; Ascomycota; Dothideomycetes; Acrospermales; Acrospermaceae.
AUGCCCGGCAUCCUCCCUAUGAAGGUCAUAAAGGUGGGGUCCAGCGCUCAGUCUCGCAUAGCCCAAGCCUGCGACCGCUGUAGAAGCAAAAAAAUACGUUGUGACGGCAUCAGACCGAGCUGUACUCAAUGCAUCAACGUUGGCUUUGAGUGCAAGACCAGCGAUAAGUUGAGCAGGAGAGCCUUCCCAAGGGGCUACACCGAAUCACUGGAAGAAAGAGUCAGAGCUCUCGAGCUAGAAGUCCGCGAAUUAAAGGAUCUGUUGGAUGAGAAGGACGAGAAGAUCGAUUUGCUUUCGAGGCUACACCCAAGCCACUCCCCUCGCUUGACUUCUUCUCCCAUACACCACCCGACAGAUCCGCCUACUCCUACAACAGAGAAGAGAGAAGAGUCACAAGAGAAGGAUGACACUUUUAAGCUACAGCAGUCUCCGCUCUUGAUGGAGGACGACAAUGGUGAUUCUUAUUUUGCAGGACUAUCUAGUGGUCACACUCUCGUUGAUGCGUUCAAGCUCAGAGUCCAAGGAACUCAGCGCCCAUGUUCUGAAAUUAGACCCGACUCCUUCUUUCGCCCUCGACACGUUUCUGUUGUGGAGAUUGAGCAGAAUGGCAGUCGUAUCGUCUCGUGGAAAGCGCCUCCGCGUAUGGUUUCCGAUCAAAUGAUCAAUAUUUUCUUCCAGGAAUGGGCACCCUUGUUCCCUGUUCUGCAUCGGCCCACUUUCCUUACUAUGUAUGAGCGAUAUGUUGCGAACAUAGAGGAGGUGACUGAUAGAAACUCGCUUGCACUGCUAAACCUCGUCUUCAGCAUCGGCGCCCUGUCAUGCUCUUCUCGCGACUCCUAUGAUAUUGCAUCCUUUGAGCUGCAAUGGGAAGCCGCAAUACAGUCACUCUUCUCAGAAAACUCCCUCCAGUUUCUUCAAUGUCUUGUCCUCGCUCAAAUCCAUUGCAUGCUCAGCGCCGACUAUGCGAAGCUUCUCAAAUACAAAGGUCUCGCUACCAGCCUACUGCUGCGGCUUGGCCUCAAUCAGUCACAGAAACGCUUCGCCCUUGGCGCACUAACGAUCGAAACUAGAAAGAAGGUCUUUUGGACGCAAUACACUGUUGACUGCCUCUCUGCUGCUCAGCUUGGACUGCCUCGGAUGAUCAAAGAAGACAAUAUACACUGCGAAUACCCAGUAGACGCUGAUGACGAGCAUGUCACAGAGACUGGCUUCUUAUCGACCUUACCAGGUGAAUCUACCAAGGUUUCAAGUGCUCUCGCCUUAUUCAAAGCUGCUCGUAUCCUUUCGAGGGUAUUGGGCCAAAGCUAUCCGACAUGUCCGUCGCACGACAUAUCAUUUCGGACCAUGGCCAGUCAAGCCGAAGAGCUGGACAGCUGGUACAAUAAUCUAGCUGCACAUCUCCGUCUAAAGUUCGCGCAAGACAAGCCUUCGGCCAAUGUUACCGGAAGCCGGUCCCCAAUUCUGGCCAUUAUGUACCAUUAUGUGCGAUCACUCAUUUUUCGGCCAGCCGUAUGUGCAAGCCUUGGCCCGAAAAGCUAUUCAGCAACACUUGCUGUUGGCCAUUCCUCGAAGUCAAUCGUUCAGAUCAUUCAGCUGCUGGACGAGCGCAACCUGAGCUUCUCUCUUGCUCUCAAUCGCAACGAGCUGACCGUGCUCGCCGGAUUCGGCCUCUUAUUCCAGACAUUACAUACGGAACAUGAUGGAAGACUCGUGAAGGACAGCCAGAAAAUGACCCUUGUCGUGGUUGACCUGUUGAAGAAGGCUCACGCGCCAUAUGCUACAUCUUUCCGUCGUAUCGGAUACUCUAUGCUUGCUUCCCUUCGUCCGACGAUCAAGCAGUCGCCGCCACUAUCUCGCCACAAUUCUGACAGUAGCAUGGGAGCGCCAAGCGAAUCAGCUUUCAGUGUCACCCAGCGACAUAUCAAAGCGCUCGCUUCGCGCUUUCCUUCUAUAUCUCGCACUACCAACAACAAUGAUGCCCGCCGAGCUACCCUCCCAAAUAUUGGCAUACUUCAGAACAACAGCUCCACCAGUAUAAACAGUCUCAAUUCCAAUCUGUCCGGGCCCAUGUCUCGCUCCGAGCCCACGCUAUCCCCAGUCAAUACUCACACGCCGAAACAAGCUCGAGCCAGUACCGGGCCUCGCCAGACGCCAAAUCUUGACUUUCUCUCUUUCGAUAAUACUCCAAUUCCAUCAAGCUACGAACCCACGCAGCUCAUACAUCCACAGAAGCAAGAAGUUUCAACCUCAGACUGGGAGCGGCUUCUCGGUAGUCUUGACAACGGCACCACUAAUAUAUAUGACACCAUUUAUGGCGGUGUGCCUGCUGAAGCGCUGGUCGACGCUCCUAUCCACGAGAACACGUGGACGUCUGACCUGUGGCUGAACGGCCUGGGCAACCCCCCUAUUGAGCACAUCUACCAACCCAGUCCGGCAGUAGCACAGAGUGUGCUCAGUCUUUCGGAUGAAAGUCUGACCAGUGGAGAGGAGUACUGCGCGGAAUUGAGGAGUGUGGGGAGUUCCGGGCGAGAGCGAUUUGGAAGUAUUGUCAUACCGGAUAUGAGUUCUAGUCUACCGCUGGAGACGAAUUACGGGCUUUGA